UUUGUUUAUUAUUAUUAUUAUUAUUAUUAUUAUUAAUAAUCCGCCAUCAGACCCCUGCAGCUCAUCCAGAAUGCCGCAGCUCGUCUGGUCUACAACCUCCCCAGACAUUCCCAUGUCACCCCCCUGCUCACUGACCUCCACUGGCUGCCUCUUAUGGCUCGCAUCAAAUUUAAGACUUCGGUGCUUGCAUACCAGGCAGCUAAGGGGUCAGCACCAGGAUACAUCCAGAGGAUCAUCAGACCCUACACACCAGCCAGACCUCUCCGUUCUGCCACCUCUGGACGCUUGGCACCUCCCCCUCUUCGUGUCUGUACUUCCCGUUCGCGUCUGCUGUCUGUCCUGGCCCCUCGCUGGUGGAAUGACCUUCCCGUGGCGGUCAGAACAGCAGAGAAUCUGAUUACCUUCAAGCGCAGACUAAAGACUCAUCUCUUCAGGCUGCACCUCUCCCCACCCCUCCCUAGCCUCUAGUUUAGCUCAAUGUACCUAGUUAGGCUAAUGCGAUCAUGUUAGUUUUGUAUUUGGCAGGAUUGUUUUGUCUGAUUCUGAUUAGGCAAAUGUGAUUUCAGUGCUAGUUUUGUACUUGGCAGGAUUGUUUGUUUGUUUGCUGAACAGGUUACCCUACAGGGUUGGAGUCCUGCAUUUCAGUUUGAGUACGCUGUGUCUGUGUGGGAAAUGCACCGUGUGCAUUUCAGUUUGAGUACGCUGUGUCUGUGUUGGAAAUGCAGCUCAGUGAUUGCGCCCUGUGUGUACAGCAGGCCCCUGUUAAAGGCAGUGUGGAGAUGAAGGGGGUGCAGAGGGUGGAGUUGGGGACCCUGCUGCAGGUCACCCAGGCCUUGGAGGCGGUGGUGGGCCCGUGCUUCGGUCCGUCCGGGGGCCAGGUCCUCUUCACCCGCGACUCUGGAGAGGUCCUCAUCACCAGGGAUGGCCGGAGGAUCCUUACCUCCCUUCGGCUUGACCAUCCCGUUGCCAGAGUCCUGGUGGGAUGUGUAUCAGCACACUGUAAGAUCACGGGUGAUGGAGCCAAGUCCUUCCUUCUCCUGCUGGGGGCGCUUCUGCGGGGUAUCCACGGCGACCAUCUCCACGGCAUUCAGGCCCGCCGCGUGGCUCACAUUCUGCUGUCCUUCCAGACGCUCGUUUUGGAUGGCGUGAUCGGGCAGGGCCUCGCCCCCUGCCCACCUGCGCCCGCUCACGGACGCCUACUUCCGGGGAAAGACGGCGAGCUCCCACUGGGGGGUCCUGAGCCAGACGGCCUGCGAGUUCUACCGCAGGUGGCGGUGUGAGCAGGACUGCACCGGCGUGACCCUGAUCGCCCGCCACUUCGCCGCGCUCCACACGCCCGUACCAGGCCUGCCCGUGAGCCGGUCCCGGGUCCUCCAGGGCCUGGUGAUCCACAGAGACUUUGCGGUGCGUUGCCCUGGCGACGGGCCGCUCCGAGCGCUGGCCACAAGCGUGCCGCUCCAGUCCCCUCUGGCGCCCCCUGGCGUCUCUCUGAACCUGGCGAGCGCGGCGCAGGCGCAGAGGUGCUGCGGCGGGGUGGGCGGGAGGGCAGAGCGGGGCGUGGCCUGCCUGCGCAGGCUGAGGGUGGGGCUGCUGCUCUCGGCAGCGAAGCAGUCGGAGCUGGCGCUGGACCUCGCUCGGCGGGCCGGCCUGUCCGUGGUGGAGUGUGUGGACAGUGACGAGC
Messenger RNA from Anguilla rostrata (American eel), 1681 nucleotides. Its product is annotated as Bardet-Biedl syndrome 10 protein homolog. Gene Ontology annotation, molecular function: ATP binding; ATP-dependent protein folding chaperone. Gene Ontology annotation, biological process: chaperone-mediated protein complex assembly. NCBI's taxonomy places the organism in Eukaryota, Metazoa, Chordata, Actinopteri, Anguilliformes, Anguillidae. The coding region runs from base 720 to 1280 and encodes 186 amino acids. The record is from RefSeq and is a predicted model, not a curated record. The transcript is spliced from 2 exons.